Amphiprion ocellaris (clown anemonefish) is the source of this 3289-nucleotide messenger RNA. RefSeq names its product S-antigen; retina and pineal gland (arrestin) a (gene saga). Bases 155 to 1264 code for a protein of 369 amino acids. Lineage: Eukaryota; Metazoa; Chordata; Actinopteri; Pomacentridae. Gene Ontology annotation, cellular component: photoreceptor outer segment; photoreceptor inner segment. Gene Ontology annotation, molecular function: G protein-coupled receptor binding. Gene Ontology annotation, biological process: signal transduction; G protein-coupled receptor internalization. The transcript is spliced from 15 exons. The record is from RefSeq and is a predicted model, not a curated record.
CAGAGUUCACAGCAGGCUCUCCUGAUUGGCCGAUGGAGGGCUGUGACGGACAGCAGGUGUUCCCAUAUAGAGCCUCGAUGAUCAUGGACCGUCUCCUCCUCCUGCUGUUCAGCAUCACUCCGUCUGCAGCUCAGGGCCCUCAGUCUGCUUCAACAUGAGUCCAAAAAAUGUUAUUUUCAAGAAAAUCUGCAAGGACAAGUCGGUCGGCGUCUACAUGGGGAAGAGAGACUUCGUCGACCGUGUUGACUCUGUGGAUCCAGUGGAUGGCGUCAUCCUCGUUGAUCCUGAAGCUCUGCAGGGCAGAAAAGUGUUCGUCACCUUGUCCUGCACCUUCCGCUACGGCAGAGACGACAUGGAUGUGAUGGGAAUCGCCUUCCGCAGAGAGCUUUACCUGUCCACCCGCCAGGUGUACCCACCGCUGCAGGACCGUGAGAAGGGAAUCCACACCAAGAUCCAGGCCAGGCUGCUGCGCAAGCUGGGACACAACGCCUACCCGUUCUUCUUCGAGUUUCCCGACAACCUGCCUUGCUCCGUGGCGCUCCAACCAGCACCCCAUGAUGUGGGCAAGCAAUGUGCCGUGGAGUUUGAGAUUAAGGCGUUCAGCGCUGAGAGCCAGGACGCUAAAGUACGCAAACGGAGCACCGUGAAGCUGAUGCUCAGGAAGGUCCAGUAUGCUCCGGAGGGCGAAGGAACGGCGCCAUCUGUGGAAACCACCAGGGACUUUGUCAUGUCGGACAAACCGCUGCAUGUCAAGGCCAGUCUGGACAAAGAGAUCUACUACCACGGUGAAACCAUCAAAGUUCACGUCAACGUCACCAACAACUCCAGCAAAAACAUCAAGAACAUCAUCCUCUCUGUCGACCAGGUCGCCACCGUGGUGUUGUACUCCAACGACAGCUACGUCAAAUGUGUGGAUAUCGAGGAUUCUGGGGAUUCGGUGUCUCCUGGAGCUACGCUGCAGAAAGUCUACAAGCUGCUGCCUGUGUUGGCCAACAACCGGGAGAGGAGGGGCAUCGCUCUGGACGGCAAACUGAAGCACGAAGACACCAACCUGGCGUCAACGAGCAUCAUCAGAGAAGGCGUGCUGAAGGAGGUGAUGGGAAUCAUGGUUUCAUACAGGGUCAUGGUGAAGCUCAUCGUUGGAGGGAUGAUGGGAUCAAGUGAAGUCGGCCUGGAAGUUCCCUUCAAACUGAUGCAUCCUAAACCUGAUGCAGUGAGGCGGAGGAGGAGAUGGUGUUCCAGGAGUUCAAGCGUUCCUACCUGAAGGGGAUGGUCGGCGACGAUGAGGAUGAGGAAGGAAACGUGUCGGGUGGAGACGACAUGGCGCCCAAAGAGAAAUAGAAGAGAGUCGGCCAGCGUGGCGACAGCUGGAAUGGAGAAUUCUGGGAGUUUGAGUCGCCUCAGAGUGUGUUAGGAAAAGCUGAGAGUUCAUCAAAGGACCAUGCAUGUCGUUGAGCAUGUUUUAGAAACGUUCAGGUGUGUUUCUGCAGACUAGUUUUUAAACUCUUUUAUAAGCUUCUGUUUGCCCUCAAGUCCUGAGAAGAAAAAUCAGGGUGUUGAACGGCUUCCUUCACCAGCUAGUCUCUCCAUAGUGGUACAUUUUCAUUUUAAACGUCCACCGCUUUAGCGCCUUAAAUGGAGAGUCUUGGAAACGUUGGCGUGUAACUCUAUGGUCUGUCACUACGUUCAUUCCCUGAUUCUCCUGUGAUGUGACCAUUUUCCAAAAGAGAACAAAGACGUCAGCCUCGACUAGCCUCAGCCUCAGUUCAACAUGGGAAAUGAAUUACAGACGGUACUGACUCUGUAGUCUUUGCUUAUAGGUGAGAAUAUUUCUGAAACACUGCUAAAACGUGUCAACUUGACAGAUUGUUUUUACUUUAAAUUAAAAACCUAUUAGUGUGGAUGGAGGCUCGUGCUUUGCUGGUCUUCAUGCAGAGUUUAGACUAGAAACGAAUAUGAGAUUAAGAAUCUCUUGUAGAACAGCAUCCUGGUGGAGAUGAGCAGCUUCACAGAUAAACUGGUUACAAACAUAAAACAGCUUCAAAAAGAUGAGCAGUAUCAUAAAAUAACAGAAAUUCCAGUGAUGAUGACCAACCAGGGCUGGAUUCAGUCGCUGAUAUGUUCACCUGAAUACAUUAAAGAUGCUUUGAGUUCAUUUAGUGAGAGGAGCUCUUUAAGAUUCAGGCAAUUUUGUAGUAGUUUUCCUCGAUUCAGUCAAGCUCUGAAAUAGGAUCAAACCCAACAGCUUCUUUACUUUUUGGCUGAAACAGAUGGGUAGAUAUGAAGGAAGCAGACCAAGGACAGCUGUGUGGAUAAGAACAUGCUACUGACUGAGUUUAGAGAUGGACAGGACACAAUCUAACAUAAAGGUAAGAGAUGUAAGGUUUGUAAUAAACCUCAGAGCUCCUGUACAUGACUUUAGCACCAUCCACCUGAGGCAUGUAGGUUUGAAGAUACAGACAAGACUUGAUUCUUAGGCAAUAUUCUAAUUUCAGCUGUAGGGUUAGACAGUAAAUUGGUGAAAGCUUGAGAGAGGCAGCUGAAAAACUGAAGGCAGCAGAAAGCUGCAUAAACCUGCAGCCAUAGUGGUGAUUCUCACAAUGAGAUGCUUUCAUUCCAUUUCAUUCGACUCUGAAAGUUCAAAUCGUUUUAGUGAUGAAAAUUUUAUCAUCUGUGCUUGUAUGAAAAUUUACAUGCAAGUCAAAAUGUACAACUGUAAUUAUUACACCGUUGACAUUAUUGAAGAACAACAACAUGAUUCUAUUAUUGUACUGGGACCAGACCUGAGACUGAAUCUAACAUUAAACAAAACCUGUGGGAAGACAUAAAAUGAUUGUCCUUACAGGAGAAGAAAACUGAAACAAAUAAAAUGAGACACUAUGAGAACUUCUGACUCACAUCUGUUUGACAUGCAGAACCACAGACAUGGUCCUUGAAUUCAAAGUAUCUUCUAGCAUCAUGUAAAGAUAGUCAUUUAGUGCUUUGGUAUUUUUAGUGGCACAAGUAACGGCUGACUCUCAUUUUCAGAUCUACAGUAAGUUAAGCAGCAUCCAAACAUUAUCUGUAAGCAGAGAAUGAGUGUGUUGUGUUUUAGUGGUGUUUAAAUCAGUUUGGACCUGUGAUUGUAAAAGGGCUUCUAGAUUUAACUACAGCUGCUGCUCUGAUGACAUCUAUUAUAGAUUAAUUUAUGUGGAGUUGAACUUUAUUUGGCAUUUAAAGGAGUUGUGUUGCUUUGUGCGACUGCAAUUUAAACUCUGUGGCAAUAAAAGCUGAUUGAUACAUUCUUGAA